This is a messenger RNA of Alternaria atra, 573 nucleotides long. RefSeq lists its product as uncharacterized. The transcript is spliced from 2 exons. NCBI's taxonomy places the organism in Eukaryota, Fungi, Ascomycota, Dothideomycetes, Pleosporales, Pleosporaceae. The record is from RefSeq and is a predicted model, not a curated record. Bases 1 to 573 code for a protein of 190 amino acids.
AUGAGCGAGCCUUCCCGCACCAUUGUGCCCAUCCUACAAACAGUCGCAACCAUUGCGCCGGCCAUAUACACAGGCUUCACUUUCGCAUACAGUCAUGUCGUCAUGCCGCCCCUCAUCACGCAUGCCCCACCAAAACUUCUAGCAAAGCAAUGGCUUCAAGCCUACCAAUUCGCACCCAUCUUCGUCGCUCCCCUUAUCAUGUCGGGAGCUUCGAGUAAUGUUUUACUCGGAUAUCUUUCUAGGGGUUCCUCUUCUUCAGCAACGUUCCUGUACGUUAUCGCGGCGCUUGCGAAUGUUAGUAUAAUACCGUAUACGGCGCUGUACAUGGAGCCUGGGGUAAACGGUGCUGGGAAGUGGAAAGCGCAAGAGAUGUUACGCGAUGAGGGGUUUUCUUUGAAGGGCAUUGGGCAGGGUACAGAUAAAGAUACGGCGAGUGAGGGGGCGAAGAGGUGGGCCGGAAAGGUGGAUAUGAAGACUAUCGCUGAAACUUGGGCGAGAACGAAUGCAUGGCGGUAUGUUAUCACUGCAGUUGCUACUGUAGUCAGCGCGACUGCUACGAUUAUGAGAAGUUAG